GUGGACGCGGAUACUAAGGUACUACCCGAUGCAUUGACUUAUAUGGUAGCUGCCAUGGCAAACGAUAUUACCAUUAUGGGUCUCUGCGGUGAAACAAGAAUUGCAAACAAGAGAGCAUCAUUCACGACGGCCAUUCAGGUCUUUGAAUACUACAUCUCACAUCACUAUGCUAAAUCAUUUGAAUCUCUCUUUGGUAUUGUCACUUGUCUGCCAGGCUGCUUCAGUAUGUAUCGUAUCAAGUCCCCCAAGAACGGCGCAUGGGUGCCCAUCUUGGCCAAUCCAGAUAUUAUUCUUGAAUAUAAUCAAAAUGUUGUCACAACGUUGCACGAAAAGAACUUGCUCUUGCUCGGUGAAGAUCGUUUCCUGUCAACACUCAUGCUCCGUACGUUCCCUAAGCGACAAAUGAUGUUUGUCCCUCAGGCUCGCUGUAAGACUGUAGUUCCUGACGAGUUCAAAGUCCUCUUGUCUCAACGUCGUCGAUGGAUCAAUUCGACCGUGCAUAACCUGAUGGAACUUGUCCUUGUAUCUGAUCUCUGUGGUAUUGCCUGUUUAUCCAUGCAAUUCUCUGUCUUUGUCGACUUGAUUGGUACCUUGGUCUUGCCUGCUGCUAUCGUCAUGACUAUCUAUCUGAUCAUAGACACAGCCGUCUCCAGUAACCCUCAAUGGCAAUCGUUGGCCUUAUUGAUCGUCAUUCUCGGUCUUCCUGCCGUCUUGAUCGCUAUUACUACCUUUAAACUCAUCUAUAUUCUCUGGAUGUUUGUGUACAUCAUUGCCUUACCCAUCUGGAAUUUGAUUUUGCCUUUAUAUUCCUUCUGGCACUUUGACGACUUCUCCUGGGGCGCUACUCGUGUCGUAGCAGGCGAAAAGAAAGACAAGGGCCACGGUGACGCUGAAGGUAAAUUUGACCCAUCUCGAUUGGUGAUGAAGAAAUGGGAGGACUGGGAAUCAGAACGCACAGGCCAAAAGUUUAACAAAAAGAUGACCUUAAAAACACCACUUGAUUCCCCUUCAGCCUUUGAUGGCAAGAACACGGUGACGCCAACGACGGCAUCUCCGUUUGGUAGUAUAUUUAAUGAUAGAAAGAUGUUUGGUGCCUCACCUGUGUCGUCUACGACCAAUAUUGCUUAA
Molecule: messenger RNA, 1128 nt
Organism: Rhizopus microsporus ATCC 52813
Lineage: Eukaryota; Fungi; Mucoromycota; Mucoromycetes; Mucorales; Rhizopodaceae
Product: fungal chitin synthase
Exons: 3
Cellular component (GO): cell septum; cell periphery
Molecular function (GO): chitin synthase activity
Source: RefSeq, a predicted model, not a curated record